Molecule: messenger RNA, 612 nt
Organism: Ramularia collo-cygni
Lineage: Eukaryota; Fungi; Ascomycota; Dothideomycetes; Mycosphaerellales; Mycosphaerellaceae
Product: probable glycolipid transfer protein HET-C2
Exons: 3
Coding region: 1-612 (203 amino acids)
Biological process (GO): intermembrane lipid transfer; ceramide transport
Cellular component (GO): cytoplasm; membrane; cytosol
Molecular function (GO): ceramide 1-phosphate binding; ceramide 1-phosphate transfer activity
Source: RefSeq, a predicted model, not a curated record
AUGGCAGCAUAUCCUCCUGGUGGCACGUACUUUGACGGCAAGAAGUCGUUCAACGAUGUCCACAUCAAAGACGACGAGGCCAUUCCCACCGCCGAAUUCCUCGAGGCCGCUGAUGCCGUGACGGCUCUAUUCGAUGUGCUCGGCAGCACUGCCUUCAAGCCCGUCAAGAGCGAUAUGACGGGCAACAUCCAGAAGGUCCGAACUCGCCAGCUGGAGAGUCCCGUCGAUUCCGAGACGCUGCAGGACUUGGUGCGCAACGAGUUGAAGAGCAAGAAGCACACGGCCACCGAGGGCUUGUUGUGGCUGACAAGAGCUUUGGACUUCACCGCCCAAGGUCUCCGCCACAACCUGAGCAACACAAACGACGAACUGUCAGUUUCCUUCCGUGAGGCUUACGGCAAGACACUCAAGCCCCACCACUCCAUGUUCAUCAAGCCCAUCUUUUCCGCCGCCAUGAGCGCUACGCCCUACCGAAAGGACUUUUAUGCCAAGCUGGCCGAUGAGCCACAGCAGGCGAGAGUGAGCAAGGAGCUGGACGAUUGGCUUGUAAGCUUGGAGAAGAACGUGGCGAUCCUCAAUAGAUUCCUGGCCACCAAAGAAGCCAAAUGGUGA